Stomoxys calcitrans (stable fly) is the source of this 2418-nucleotide messenger RNA. It is a transcript of the gene Sam-S, whose product is annotated as S-adenosylmethionine synthase. Gene Ontology annotation, biological process: S-adenosylmethionine biosynthetic process. The transcript is spliced from 7 exons. The record is from RefSeq and is a predicted model, not a curated record. Gene Ontology annotation, cellular component: cytosol. Lineage: Eukaryota; Metazoa; Arthropoda; Insecta; Diptera; Muscidae. Gene Ontology annotation, molecular function: ATP binding; methionine adenosyltransferase activity. The coding region runs from base 181 to 1407 and encodes 408 amino acids.
CUCUGGCAAUUACAAAACUACAGCGAUAGCGGCAACAACAAAUCUCACCCAACACGUUCUCUGAUAAGUAAGCAUCAGUCACCAUCAACACAGCAGACACCAGAGCGGAAUAUAAACAAUUCAUCUAGCCGCACUACUACUACACUCACUGUACAGCAACAAAUCAAUCUUUCUACAAAAAUGCCCCAAACAGUAACAAAUGGUCACUCUAACGGAUGCAGCGUUAAUGGCAAUGGCACACAAUACGAUAUGGAAGAUGGCCAGUCAUUCCUAUUCACUUCCGAAUCCGUAGGAGAAGGACAUCCAGAUAAGAUGUGCGAUCAAAUCAGUGACGCUAUUUUGGAUGCCCAUUUAAAACAAGAUCCUGAUGCAAAAGUUGCUUGUGAAACCGUCGCUAAAACUGGCAUGAUUCUCUUGUGUGGUGAAAUCACCUCAAAUGCUGUAGUGGAUUAUCAAAAGGUUGUGCGUGAAACUGUUAAGCACAUUGGCUAUGACGACUCGUCGAAAGGUUUUGAUUAUAAGACUUGCAACGUUUUGUUAGCCUUGGAUCAGCAAUCGCCAGAAAUUGCCGCUGGAGUGCAUGUAAAUCGUGCUGAAGAAGAAAUCGGUGCCGGAGAUCAGGGUAUUAUGUUUGGUUAUGCCACUGACGAAACUGAAGAAUGCAUGCCUUUGACUGUCGUUUUGGCCCACAAAUUAAAUGAGAAAAUUGCCGAAUUACGUCGUUCUGAAGAUUUCUGGUGGGCACGUCCCGAUUCUAAGACUCAGAUCACCUGCGAAUAUCUCUUCAAUGCCGGUGCUGCCGUACCCAAACGUGUGCACACCAUUGUCAUUUCCAUGCAACACUCCGACAAGAUCACACUCGAGGAUUUACGUACAGAGGUCAUGAAUAAAGUUGUCAAAGUAGUCAUUCCCGCCAAAUAUUUCGAUGCCAAUACAAUUGUUCACAUUAAUCCAUGCGGUUUGUUUGUGAUUGGUGGACCCAUGGGUGAUGCCGGUUUGACGGGUCGCAAAAUCAUUGUCGACACCUAUGGCGGUUGGGGCGCUCAUGGUGGUGGUGCUUUCUCGGGCAAAGAUUACACUAAAGUCGACAGAUCAGCAGCUUAUGCCGCUCGCUGGGUAGCCAAAUCGUUGGUGAAGGCUGGUCUAUGCAAGCGUUGCCUGGUGCAGGUGUCCUAUGCCAUUGGUUUGGCCGAGCCAUUGUCCAUUACAGUCUUCGAUUAUGGAACUUCACACAAAUCUCAAAAAGAAUUGUUGCAAAUUGUCAAGAGCAACUUUGACUUGAGACCCGGCAAAAUUGUCAAGGAUCUCGAUUUGAAGAACCCCAUUUACCAGCGCACAAGUACUUAUGGCCAUUUCGGUCGCGAAGGUUUCUCAUGGGAGCAGGCUAAACCUUUGAAUAUCAAUUGACUAGACGCUAAUCUGCAGCAGCUGCCUCAGCCACCGUGUGCUAAAAAGUGUAAAACUGCGUAAUUUUUAGUUUUAAUUUUAUCAUCUUAAUUUUUCUUAUUUUUUUUUUAAUAUUUUUAUUUUAAACUAUUAAUUUUUCGUUUGAAAAAGGCAAAAGAAUCAGGAACAGUGAAUCAACGUUUAGGGGCAUCCAAUAAUAAUUUCCUAAAAUAGGAAAGCCAAAGCUCUUCGAAAAAGGGAAGGGAAUUUGUUCGUCAAAUGCUUUUUUUUAGAUUUGCCUUUUUUGCAACAUUAAAUUGAUAGAAUUAGUUUUAGUUGUGUCAAAACAAAAAACAAAAACAGAUAAACUCUAAAUUAAAAUAAAGUUAAAACAACAGCAAAAUAUAAUAUAUAUAUUUUAUAAAACAAAAGAAGAGCCCCAACAAAUUUAUAAACAAAAGAGAGAAAUAAAAAAAUUAUGCUUACCACUGCUAUAAUUGUAAAUCAACAGAAAAAUACUGAAACAAUCCCUUUUGCCAUGUACAAACAGAUGUUUUUUUGUCGUCUCGCUAUUUGUCUUUUAAAAAAAGUUUUAAAUUUUUUUUUGUUUGUAUCUGUAGAACAAAGACUUACUACAACGAAACAGCCUAAUUGAAAUUUGUUUAAAUAUUUUCUGAUUUUAUUUUUGGAAUUUUUAUUUUAUUAUUCUAAUUUGUCUGUCAGCCAUAUCCGUAUGUGCCCCGUUACUAUUUCGCAAUUAUAGUGUGUUUUACCAAUUAUGUAUAUUAAUUUAGUCUAUUUAAAUUUUAUAAACAAAAUAUUUUAAUAAUGUCUUCUUCGUAUCGAAUCAACCAAUCAACCAACCAAACACCCCCCUUCAUAUGCAGUUGUUGUAAGAUUAAGUGUCCCUUCUGCUGCCCCCUCCCCGAAUAAAAAACUACAAAAUCUAUCUGUUUCAUCUCGUUUAUAUCCUCCCACAUGUACUACUUCUUCAAAAAAUUAAUAAAAAUAUAAACAAAUGUGUAUUUUGUA